GAACUAUCUCUCCCUCGACCCCUCGACAUCAACUUUGUGAGUCAGUGUCUGCCUGCAUUGCCAAAGAUCGCGAACAUGCAGACAACGCUUUCAGAGACUCUGAGAUCAUUGCAAAUAACGCUUGAACAGGCUCAACGCGUGAUCUCUGCGCACCGCAGGACCACAUCUCCCGUGUCUGCGGUGGAAGAGUUUAAACACAAGGGAUACAGCGCGUUCACCCCGAUCAAGACAUUUGUGAUCAUUCUAGCCGAUGGCGCCCAGUACACCUUGAAGAUCUCUCCUCCAGCUAUGGCCAACAUGGCACCAGUGUACGCACCGAACACCCUCAACGCAGAGCAUGCUUUCCUGCAGCUCCUCGUUUCUCGGACGAACGUCCCUGUACCCAUCCCUUACGCGCUAGACACCACUCUCUCCCUCCUCCCUUACCCAUACCUCCUCCUCUCGCGCCCACGCGGCCUUCCCCUUUCCCAUCUACGAGUUUCGGGUACGCUCACGCCACCCCAGUCGCUCAAGCUCGACCUCCGCGCGGGCGCCUACCUGCGCGAGCUGCACGAUCUCGAGAACGAGUGGUUUGGGCUCCCUGCGCAGGAGCGCGAGGGGAUCUACAACUGGCAGGAGGCGUUCACGGGCCUGAUCGAGGGGCUCCUCGAGGAGGCGCAGGCGCGGGGCAUUCCGCUGCCAUACGAGGACGUGCGCAAGAUGCUCUCGCGCGCGAUUGGGUUCUUCCUGUUUGACGACUGCGAGGUGCCGGCGCUCGUGUCCUUUGCUGGCGACGAGGAUAUGAUCUACGUCGACGUGGAUGCUAAGCCUGAUUAUGCAACUGAAUACGCGGACGAGAGCAUGGAUGAAGACAUGGAAGAUGUUGAUGAGAAUAGCCUGGUCAAGAGCAGUCCCGACGAUGAGCUCCCGAUCACAUCCUUCCUGUCGUUUUCUCACGCGCUAUGGGGAGACCCGCUUCUCGAGGCGAUGUUCCUAGAUCCCAGUGCAGCGCUGCUAGAAGGCCACGGCGGACAGCUCAUCAUAUUCCCGCGUCAUAAGACGAAGCGGCUGUGGUACACAUUCUUUCUGGCGCUCAUGGUUCUCGUGCAGGCCAAGAGACAGGAAGAGGUGGGCUUGCUGUGGGUGAAUGAAGACAAGGCGGAAUGGGCAAGACGCACACUAGACCAGUGCGUGCGGGAUUUGAAGGAUGCGCCUUGCUACUGAGUGGAUAUAUAUCAUUGAUUAUCUAUGGACUACCAUCUAGUGCUCUGUAUUGAAUGGAACGGUCUCCUGGAUUCUGAUUUACAAAUAUCUGUUCGCGACCUGUCUUGACUGGAAUCAUUAAAUGCAAAACUAUGAUUAUACCGAUUAUACCGAUUUAUUUCCUCUCCUUCUCGCGAUGUCUCACUUUCUCCAGCGGAAGUUUUGCAUUGCAUCCUCUGCUUCUGUUUCAAGACACUCAGUCCACUUGGACGGUCACCUGUGGGUGGAUGGAGCCAGUGUCCGCCCUGGAGUUGAGCAGCAGGCUGUGGGUUAGCCGUAAGUUCCUGAUCGGUUAUAAAUGUUACUCGCAUU
This is a messenger RNA of Laetiporus sulphureus 93-53, 1554 nucleotides long. RefSeq lists its product as uncharacterized. NCBI's taxonomy places the organism in Eukaryota, Fungi, Basidiomycota, Agaricomycetes, Polyporales, Laetiporaceae. The record is from RefSeq and is a predicted model, not a curated record. The coding region runs from base 76 to 1203 and encodes 375 amino acids. The transcript is spliced from 2 exons.